GGUUGGCGCAGUGCCAUCGCACCAGAGCAGAAGAAACAAGCUGGCGGUAGGAUUGACAGGAGAGUGGUGGUUUUUGGCUUACUUCUUGUCGUCAUCAAACCCAACCACAUCUCUUACAAAAUCACAAUGUCCACCAACAAGAAGACAGACACCGCCGCCGCCGCCGCUCCCACCACCACCAAGGGCUCUGCUCCUAUGAGCAUNCCCUGCUGGCUCUUUGCCAGCAUCUGGCUGGCCACCAAGGCCAAGAUCACCAAAGACCCCAGCGCGGGCAACAUCAUCAAGAGGGCCAAUGGCCAGAAGCUCGUCGCUGCGCCUUCGGGCUUUAAGCACAUCUUGGAAGAUGAGAUGCUGCAGCAUCUCAUGCUGCUCAACGCCUAA
Molecule: messenger RNA, 381 nt
Organism: Aureobasidium musti
Lineage: Eukaryota; Fungi; Ascomycota; Dothideomycetes; Dothideales; Saccotheciaceae
Source: the annotation of a GenBank genome assembly